Xiphophorus maculatus (southern platyfish) is the source of this 3433-nucleotide messenger RNA. RefSeq names its product enhancer of zeste 1 polycomb repressive complex 2 subunit (gene ezh1). The record is from RefSeq and is a predicted model, not a curated record. The transcript has 20 exons. Gene Ontology annotation, biological process: chromatin remodeling. Bases 305 to 2617 code for a protein of 770 amino acids. Gene Ontology annotation, molecular function: histone H3K27 methyltransferase activity; protein binding. NCBI's taxonomy places the organism in Eukaryota, Metazoa, Chordata, Actinopteri, Cyprinodontiformes, Poeciliidae.
AGCUAAGUGCGUAGCUAUUUGUAAGCUACAACAAGCCUCCAGCACCAUGUCCGCGGACAACGCUGGGAUUUCUCUGACAUCCCCACGCAUGGAGACGAUACCUGCGUCAGAUCCAAACCAAAGACAGCCUUAAUUUGUCCAGCACGCACACACCAACGCACACGCACACUCUCUCUCUCUCUCUCUCUCUCUCUCUCUCACUCACUCACCAACUCACUCUCUUUCCUACACACACGUACAGAGAGGGACUUGAUCGCAUUGCGGGGCUGUAGUCGCAACAGAGAGGACGCGAGGAUUUAAAGGAAUGAUGGAAGAAACAGCUGCCGCAGCCCCAGCCUCUGGCACUAGUGCUGUCCUAUCAACUCCAAGGCCUCAGCCUGGCUCCUUUACCCCUUCCCGCAGUCUCCUAGAGUGGAGAAGGAGGGUCAAGUCUGAGUAUAUGCGCCUUCGCCAGUUAAAACGCCUUCAAAAAGUAGACAAAGUCAAGAGCUUGUUCAUGUCCAACAGGCAAAAGAUUGAGCUGCAGACUAAUCUCCUGAAUACAGAGUGGUCCAAGCUUAGGAUUCAAGCCAUCCCUGUCUCAACCUUUAGUGGAUCUCUGGCAAAUAAGAAGAUGUGUGCAGUGGAGUUUGGGUUCCCGGAAUUUAAUUCUCAGGCCAUUCCAAUGAAACCUCUGUCUACAGUGGCAGGAAUCCCCUUCAUGUACUCGUGGUCACCACUGCAGCACAACUUCAUGGUGGAGGAUGAAACGUUCCUACACAACAUUCCCUACAUGGGCGAUGAGGUGCUUGAACAGGAUGAGGCCUUCUUAGAGGAACUCAUUGACAACUAUGAUGGCGUUCAUGGUGACAGAGAGGGCGGGUUCAUCAGCGACGAGAUCUUCAAGGAACUUGUGGAUGCCUUGAGUCAAUAUUCUGACCAUGACGAAGAAGAGGAGGAGGAUGCAGGGGUGAUGGCAGCAGAGGUUGCAGGGAAGAAAGAGGAAGAGAGGAUGAUGAUGAGGAGGAGCUCAGUGGAAGGCUCUGAAGAGACUAAAGCUGGGACAUUAAUCAGGAGAAAAAGGAGAGGCACCACAGAGGUGAAAGAUGCGUCCGGCAGCAAGAGGAUCCCUAACGAUAAGAUAUUUACAGCCAUCGCCUCGAUGUUUCCCUACAAGGGCACCACAGAGGAGCUGAAGGAAAAGUACAAGGAUCUACAGGAGCCACCAGGCCCAGUAAAACUCCCCCCCCUCUGCACUCCCAACUUAGAUGGGCCUUUUGCAAAGUCUGUGCAGAGGGAGCAGUCGUUGCAUUCCUUCCACACACUCUUCUGUAGACGUUGCUUCAAAUACGACUGUUUCCUCCACCCUUUUCAUGCAACACCCAAUGUUUACAAGAGGAAGAGUAAGGAGAUCCGCAUGGAGACUGAACCGUGUGGGGAAGACUGCUUCCUGUUACAGAAAGGAGCUAAAGAGUUCGUAGAUCGGAAUAUGUUACGGUCGCAGAGAUCUCGGAGGCGACGGAGGCAGCAGCGACCCACCGGUUCCAGCGGUUCUGGACCAACUGGGUCUGCUGAGGAAGGCAAGGAGGGUGAAAGUGACCAUGAAACCACUUCCUCCUCAGAGGGGAAUUCUCGCUGCCAGACUCCAACCAAGCUGCGUCCAGGUGAAGAUGAAAUGGAGCAGCAGGAGUGCUGUGUGGUCCAGUGGAGUGGGGCCGAGGAGUCACUCUUCAGGGUGCUGCACGGCACAUACUUUAACAACUUUUGCUCCAUUGCACGUCUCAUUGGUACCAAGAACUGCAAACAGGUCUACGAGUUUGCAGCGAAAGAGGUUCUGAUCCACCGGGUCCCUUUGGUAGAUGGAGGCAUCUCACCCCAAAAGAAGAAAAGGAAACACAGGUUAUGGGCAAAGAUUCAGCUGAAAAAAGAUAACUCCUCCAAUCAGGUGUACAACUAUCAGCCAUGUGACCACCCUGACCACCCAUGCGACAGCUCCUGCCCCUGUGUGAUGACCCAGAAUUUUUGUGAGAAGUUCUGUCAGUGCGAACACGAGUGCCAGAACCGUUUCCCGGGCUGCCGAUGUAAAACCCAGUGCAACACCAAGCAGUGUCCAUGCUACCUGGCCGUACGAGAGUGUGACCCAGAUCUCUGCAUGACCUGUGGAGCUGCCGACCACUGGGACAGCAAAGUCGUGUCCUGUAAGAACUGCGGCAUCCAAAGAGGCCUUAAAAAGCACCUGCUGCUGGCUCCAUCAGAUGUUGCUGGUUGGGGAACAUUCAUCAAAGAGCCUGUGCAGAAGAAUGAAUUUAUCUCUGAGUACUGUGGAGAGCUGAUCUCUCAAGAUGAGGCAGACCGACGAGGAAGGAUUUACGAUAAAUACAUGUCAAGCUUCCUUUUCAAUUUGAACAACGAUUUUGUAGUGGAUGCCACACGAAAGGGGAACAAAAUUCGAUUUGCAAAUCAUUCAGUUAACCCCAACUGCUAUGCUAAAGUUGUGAUGGUUAAUGGAGACCACCGUAUUGGAAUCUUCGCCAAGCGAGCUAUCUUGCAGGGGGAAGAGCUCUUCUUUGACUACAGAUACAGCCAAGCUGAUGCUCUGAAGUACGUGGGAAUAGAGCGGGAAGUGGACAUGACUUAGCUUUAUUGCUAUAUCUAUAGACUGGCCUUCAUUCACCAUCUCUGUACGUUAUGCAAGCUUUUUCAGCAUACAUAAUGUAGAUCAGUGAAGUGCAUGUGCUGUCUUUUGACACAUCACCAACUAAACGUGUUAGCCAAGUGCUUUAGCUUCAGUCAGAUGCUUUUCCUGUUCGGUCAUGUAGUAUUGUGGAUAAUAACGUUAUACCCUGACUGUUCCACUGAAAAGCUUGCAUCAUUAACACAUUUCUGCCAUGAAAUAAGCUCAUUUAUAUCAAUGUUCUGCAAAAAUAGGCAACUAGAAGACAAACCGACUGACUGAAUGUAACUUUAGAUGGCAAAGAAGAGGUCUUACCUCACAAAAUUCCAGAAUUGGUACUCAGAUCGUUGUAUAUACAGCAGACAUAUAAACAUCAUCAUACCAUGAUAAUAAAGUAAAAUAGUAAGAGUAAGUGUCUUCCUUUAACAUUUAAAAGAAGUGCCAAAAGAUUAUUCACUAAAAAGCUCAUAUAAUUUGCAUGUGAUAUGUUGUAUAAUAAAACAGAGAAAGGUUAUUAAGUAAGAAAAAGCUAAAUUACCCAUUGUAUAGCAUUUGAUUUACCAUGUUUUUUUUGAAGUCCACAUUAUUAUACAGUGUCUUGCAAAGGUUUUCACUCUGCUUUUAUUUGUUCUCCUUUCAUUGUUUUAUCACAUUAACUACGGACUUUGGGUUUUAUGUAAUAGAUCAAUACAAAAUAGUCCACAAUUUAGAAAAGAAACAACUUAGCAUUUGAAUUAUUUGGACUCAGAUACAGUACAGACCAAAAGUUUGGACACACCU